AUGGCAUCAUCAACUCUUCAAUAUCCUCCUCAAACUCAACCUCCUCAACAACAACAACAACAACAGCAACAACAGAAGGACAGCUCAUCAUACUUCUCAGAGAUAAAGAGAGGUGAACUUAAUGAAUUACGUCAAUAUCUAAAGACAGCAUCGAAUGAACGUGAUGUAGAGAAGAUAAGAGCAUCUUUACAGCGUAUUAUAGCGUAUAUGACUAUUGGCAUUGAUGUAGCUGCACUAUUCCCCGAUGUUAUAAUGGUUGUAAACACAACUGAUGUCAUUGUCAAGAAGUUAGUCUAUCUCUACAUCUGUCAUCAUGCAUUAACAGGCAACAAUGACUCAUUAUUACUACUUGUUAUAAAUACAUUAUGUCUCGACUUCCAGGAUGCCAAUCCAAUGGUUCGCGGACUUGCCCUUCGCAGUCUAUGCUCUCUAAACUCUCAGACAACGUUCGAGUACUCUUACAAAUGCGUGGUCAAGUCACUCAGCGAUCCAUCGGCAUAUGUGCGCAAGACUGGUGUACUAGGAUUGGCCAAACUAUAUCGAUCAAAGUCUGGCAAUGGUCAUGGACAAGGACAAGAUGGCGACCAUGACGAGUCAUUAUUCGAAUCAUUGGUACCAAAGAUUUAUGGAAUGAUCAUGGAUCAGGACCCUCAAGUGAUCGUCAAUGCUGUGCUGACAUUGGAUGAGAUGCGACCCAAUUGGAUCGUCACACAACCAGUCUGUCGCCACCUAAUGUCCAAGUUCAAGGUGCUCAAUGAAUGGGGCCAGUGCGCCGCCAUCAACAUCAUCAUGCGCUACAACAGCAUCACCGAAGAUGAGAUGCUCGACUUCCUUAACUUCUUUGAUGAUAGACUGAAGCAAUCAAACAGUGCAUUGGUGUUGGCGACGAUCAAGUUGUUCCUCAAGAUCACAGAGAGUGAUGGCAAUAUUCAUGAGCAGGUGUAUGAGCGACUGCGCGACCCUUUGAUCACACUGAUGGAGAAUGGCGAGUCGGACGAGACUGCCUACACAGUGCUCUCACACAUAUAUCUAUUGAUGAGCCGUGCGCCCACAUUGUUCCAACGCCACUACAAGUACUUCUAUUAUCGACACAGUGAACCAUUGUACAUCAAGACCCUCAAACUGCGGAUACUGCGAGAGUUGGUCUGCGCACACAACGUCGACGACAUUGUCGAGGAGAUGAGCGCCUAUGUGUUUGAGAGCGCCGAGCUCGCCAACCACGCAGUCGAAUCAAUCGGCCACAUUGCCAAGCUGGCGACGCACUCUCAGCACACACUGAACAAGCUGAUGCAAUUCCUGGACACCAAUGACGAGGCGAUCGUAGCGCCAACAGUCGUGGCACUCAAAGACUAUCUGCGAAUGUAUCCAGAGUGCGCCACACGCGUACUCCCUGCUGUGGCCACAGACACUCGUCUGGAUGAGCUACCAGAGUCUGCGGUUGAGGCCAAAGAGGCAGUAUUAUGGAUGAUUGGCGAGUACCCUACACUUGUGGAGGAUGCACCAUAUAUCAUUGAGCGAUACUUCAACGAACACUUUGACAAACAGCCAACCAGUGUCAAGUUGCAACUGCUGGUGUCCACUGUGAGGCUAUUCCUUGGAAAUGGUCAUGGCAAUGGCGAUGCAACAUCCAGCCACACCGGCGAAAUAUAUCCAAUCAUACUCAAAGUGUUCAAGUCAUGCUCGUCAAUCACAUGCGAUCCAGAACUACGCGACCAAUGCCUGUAUUAUUACCGAACCAUACUUUAUGAUAUUGACAAGGCCUCCAAGCUGAUCAACAUCAAGUGUACAAAGAACGAUCAUUCAUUCAUUGAAGAUGAGAUUAUGGAGUUUAGAGAUAAGAUAUACGAAGAGUUCAAUACUCUAUCAAUCAUAUAUGGAAAGCACUCUUCAAGUUAUAUGAGACAACCUGGAGACACCAAUGACAAGGACAAGUUGCUGGCGAGCAUGGUUGUUGUCUCACCAAAUGCAUCAUCACCAGUCCAAUCAACGUCAUCACCAAAGUUACCUCAAUCAUCAUCACCUCAACAGACCUUGUUGGACCUAGACACCUCAACACAGAACCUUGUUGACAUAUUCACAUUGGAACCAUCACCAGACAUGGAGCCAGAAGAGUUCCAAACACUAUGGUCCAAACUUGAUGAAGGACAAAAGAUGGAGUUCAAGUUGGCAAACAUGCCAGCUAUUGAACAGGUGGAGACAUGUCUGGCGAAUCGAGGCAUUGUGUGUCUAGCGUAUGGUAGCGUGGAUGGUUUGACAAAGUUGUAUUAUCAUGCCAAGCAACAAGACGACACUAGCGCUACUGUCACUGCCACCAUCUUCUUGAUUGAAGUGAUCAUCAACGAAAAGACCUUGUUGAUGUCACUCUUGUUCAAGUCCACUGAUGACAAGCAACUCCAUUCCAAGUUACUGCCACUAUUCUUCUCAACCCUUUCACAAGUGAUACCAGGACUAAUGUGA
This is a messenger RNA of Acytostelium subglobosum LB1, 2457 nucleotides long. RefSeq lists its product as hypothetical. NCBI's taxonomy places the organism in Eukaryota, Evosea, Eumycetozoa, Acytosteliales, Acytosteliaceae. Gene Ontology annotation, biological process: intracellular protein transport; vesicle-mediated transport. Gene Ontology annotation, cellular component: clathrin adaptor complex; membrane coat. The record is from RefSeq and is a predicted model, not a curated record. The transcript has 7 exons. Bases 1 to 2457 code for a protein of 818 amino acids.